GUGUAAAUCGCUGAUCUUGGGUUCGCAGCUGGUUACAGUAAUAUAUAAACCCUUAUCGACCCAGACCUUAGCGACCUGAUCUGCGCAAACGGCCUUCUGGCUGUAGUGAGUUUGUACUUCGUAGUUUGUAGUAGUUUGUAGUUUGUACUUUUUGGGUCCGUCUCCGCAGACCGGGGCCCUUGAGAAGGAUUCCCACCAGCCAUUCGCGCCCUUAAACCCUCCUAUCGGGCCCUUGAUCGUCGGUCCCGGAGAGCCCUCAAGGCCCUUCGAGACUUCUCGAAUGCUGCCUCUGGCCGAUGCCGCACCCCUGCCGACGCAGGGCCCCUGUUAAACGCUGUGUGGCACUGACAGACGUUGAGAUCUCAACCAAUGUAAAUUGCUAACUCCGGCUUUGUUCUUGGUUGGGCAAUGGGCUUUCCGCCUUGAAAAGUUAAUUCGUGAUAGGUACAAAGACAACCUGAUGUUCCUACCACCCUCUUGCGAAGUAGUCUCAUUUCUGCGGUUUUUAUUUUUCGUGCCAUUACAUUUUAAUUGCUGCCGUAUGUGCUUGCAAAACACAUAAUCAUAUUUGCUACGCAAUUCUUCGUUAUGGGCUCUCAGAUCAUAAGCACCUUCUGCGAACGACUUUUUUUCCUAUCUGCACGCGUAUUUUGAUGUUCCAGCUGCCCCUCAGCAUUGCGUCCAGUAUCUUGCGGCCCACGGCGGCGUAAAGUUUUGACACCAGUGACGUCAAGAUUACGCGAAGAUAAAACGAGAAUCAUCGGACCGUUUUGCCUAUCUAGCACGGGCUUAACUAGCCCGGCAGCGAAGCGCGUGUGUGGUGAUUGGGUGUGGGGUGUGGUGGGAAAGCUUCUUUGCAGGCACCAAUCAGAUAAUCUGCAUCAGCUGGGACAACAAGGAUUCCAAAUUAUGGCACUGGGUGCUUCAAAGCCCACCCGGAGAGAGGAAUUCCUCUGUCACCGCGCCCUCUCCCAGAGGUUACGUCGCAGCUUGUACUUCAGCAGCAAAGUCACAGAAGAUGCCAACAGCCUCCCUCUGAUGACGGCGGCGAGCCGCGUGUUCUCCGGCCGACCCGGUCGGCUCCGCUCGCUGGACGUGCGCGACGUCAGCUGGAUCAGCCACCAUGCCUGCAUCUCGCCGGCGGCGCUCGUAAUGGCCAUGGUCUACCUGGAGCGGCUGGCCGUUCUCCGGCCCGACUACCUGCAGCGCACGCACCCCAAGCAGCUGUUCGUCACGUCCGCGCUGACCGCUAGCAAGUUCUUGUACGACGACGGCGAGCGGGAGCAGGUGUUCAAUGACGAGUGGGCCGCCUCGGCCGGGCUGAGUGUGACCGAGCUCAACGCAGCCGAGAUCGACUUCCUCUCCGCCAUGAACUGGGAACUGUUCGUGUCGCCGGACUGCUUCGCCAACAUGCUUUCCCGCGUGGAGGCGGCCGCCGCGCUGGCCGAGUCGUCGCGGCGCGGCUGGCUGACAUACGCCGACCUGCUGGCCGUCGGGGGCGUUUCCAACCUGCAGUUUACGCUCACCCUGCUGCGCGACGCCCUACUCAAGGUGGUGGCUGUGUGCUCGGUGGCGUACCUGGCUUCGGUCCUCACGCUGAUGAGCUCCGUACUACUGGUAUUCCACGCGCCGGCGCCCAGCUCGCCGCCGCCGCCGCCGCCGGCCGUGUUCGUCGCCCGACCGGCGGCCGAGGCGCCCCGUUCUCCGGGUGCGCUCGUGGGGCAGCUGUGCGCGGCCGCCGCCUCCUCCAGCCUGCUGCUGCUGGCCGGGCUAACGCCGCUGACCGACCAGCAGCCGGACGACCAGCAGACCGCCGGUGGCGACGCGGAUCGUCCCGACGGCCGCCAGCGGCUGGACCAUCCGGACGCCGACGGACACGACGCCGAACGGCGCGAACCGGCAGGCGAAGUUCCGAUCGCCGACGACAGGUGGCUGAUGGAUGGGCUGAACGAAUCGUGGGCGGGCCUGCGUAAUCCGCUUCCCGACCGAAUUCCCUGGAAGCCGAACAGCGCCGACUCCUCCCAGCGGCGUGCUGACCAUGCUCUCGCGCCAGCCACGAUCGCGCACAGCCGGUGGGUGUGGAACCCGAGAAACGAAACCGAACCCAGUCGAAUCACGUGCUCCUGGACGGGGACCGCCGGCUGGCUGGGCCUGGGGAUGGGCGCGGUGGCAGUGGGCAGCUGACGGCUUCUCGAAGACGUCCCUGACGCACGGAUCUGACUCGCAGAACCCCACGAAUGGAUGGUUUGUGCCCUUGGGUGGUCCUGGCCCUUGUCUUGUCCUGCUGCAAAAGGCUUGUGACUCAGUUGUUCUUUUGGGCUGCUGGCAAUCCACGUUCUGUCGUGUUUUGAGCUGUUCCAAACAAGGAUUUUGAUUCUCCUGAUUGUUAAAAGUUUCACUUGUUAAUAUGUUUUUGUUGCAUGCCACACUUUGUUUAAAAUUUAUACUACUUGGUGCCACGGAUUGUCCGUUGCUGCUGUUGCCACUACUUUUUCCUGAAUGAAUGGCCUGACAUGUUUGUUUUGACCACGCCACGUGUAACUGUUGGGAGUGCUGUUCAUUGUGGCUCUAAGGCCCGACUCAGACACGAACUACACUUGAGCGACUGGUGUGUUUACAAGUGAGGUUCAACCACGAAGGUACACAUAGACAUCGAUAGUGUUGUUCCGUGACGUACGUAGGACGAAUGCUUAAUUGUCUGACCUGUUCAAAGAAUUUUCUGGCGGCGUUUGUAAUCCAACUGUGACUCAUGAAAACACCUGUGAUGCUUUUAACCCUGCUGCGUUGUUUCAUAAAUACUUUGGUUUUCACCUUUUCGUUCGGCCAUUUCAGGCCAUGCAUAGUUGGAGUAAACCGUUCAGUACAAUUUACAGUAGUUAUUCCUCCGAACUUAUUUGGCCCACUGCGGACAGCGGUCGAUCGGUGCCGGCUGCCGGGGUGACGUGUCGUGCGACUGAUGUCGUGUCCCUCCCGUGCCAACUGAUCCGCCUAUUCGGCGCGAGCUAUCUUGAUGUACUUCCAUUGGACUGGAACAGAGCCGGCUGGAAUGGUUGCUAUGCCUUCGAACUCGCUGCGGCGCGUAAUGAUCGUGAACGCUGGAGUUUGGUACGAUGCCCACAAUCGCGUAAGGAUUAAGACCCGAUUCGGAGUGCUUUGGCGCAAUACAUCUUGAAAUUUCUA
This is a messenger RNA of Pollicipes pollicipes, 3180 nucleotides long. RefSeq names its product protein CNPPD1. The coding region runs from base 910 to 2184 and encodes 424 amino acids. Gene Ontology annotation, biological process: regulation of cyclin-dependent protein serine/threonine kinase activity. Lineage: Eukaryota; Metazoa; Arthropoda; Thecostraca; Pollicipedomorpha; Pollicipedidae. Gene Ontology annotation, cellular component: cyclin-dependent protein kinase holoenzyme complex; nucleus. The record is from RefSeq and is a predicted model, not a curated record. Gene Ontology annotation, molecular function: cyclin-dependent protein serine/threonine kinase regulator activity; protein kinase binding. The transcript has 7 exons.